Messenger RNA from Candidozyma haemuli, 1737 nucleotides. RefSeq lists its product as uncharacterized. Bases 1 to 1737 code for a protein of 578 amino acids. Gene Ontology annotation, biological process: glycerophospholipid biosynthetic process. NCBI's taxonomy places the organism in Eukaryota, Fungi, Ascomycota, Pichiomycetes, Serinales, Metschnikowiaceae. The record is from RefSeq and is a predicted model, not a curated record. Gene Ontology annotation, cellular component: mitochondrion. The transcript has a single exon.
AUGCCCAACUCCCCUGGCGAAAGUGCCGUUGCUGAAUCUGCGUCUCCUGCUUUCCAGUCGUACCUCAACAACGAUGGCAUUGACCUGUUGACUCCUGCGUCCAGGAAACACAGAGUGUCGUCGUUGUCGCUUUCUGACUUGAACCAGUGGCAGACUGGUUUGACGAAACUCUCGUCCUCGACGUCUUUGAGCAAACAGGGCAGCAAUGCUAAUUUGAAGAAGGUUGACUCCUUGGCGAAGUUGUCGAGAAACUCGUCUAUUAUCAAGCGUAAGAAGAAGUCCAUUAUUGACCAUCCUAGAGUCGCUUCCUAUGCCUUUUGUUUCGAUAUCGAUGGUGUGCUAUUGAGAGGUCCAGACACGAUCCCCGUGGCCAAAGACGCCAUUAGAAUGUUGAACGGUGACAACAAGUACAAUAUCAAGGUGCCUUCCAUCUAUGUCACCAACGGUGGCGGUAAGCCUGAAAAGGUGAGAGCUGAAGACUUGUCCAAGAGAUUGGAGACUGAGAUCAAGGUCGAACAGAUUAUUCAGGGCCACACGCCUAUGAGAGACUUGGUUCCGCUUUAUAAGAACGUUUUGGUUGUCGGUGGUGUCGGUAACGUUUGCAGAAACGUGGCUGAAUCUUAUGGUUUCACCAACGUCUUCACUCCUUUGGAUAUUUUGAAGUGGAACCCAGCUGUUUCUCCUUACCACGAUUUGACCGAGGAAGAGAAGAUCUGCUGCAGAACCGAUGUGGACUUUUCAAAGGUGUCGAUCGACGCCAUUCUCGUGUUUGCAGACUCCAGAAACUGGGCUGCCGACCAGCAAAUCAUCUUGGAAUUGCUUUUAUCCAAGAACGGUGUCAUGGGUACCGAGUCCAAGAAGUACAACGAGGGCCCAGAGAUCUACUUUGCCCACUCUGAUUUCAUUUGGGCCACCAACUACAAGUUGAACAGAUACGGUAUGGGUGCUUUGCAAGUGUCCAUCGCCGCCUUGUACAGAGAACACACUGGUCUUGAAUUGAAGGUCCAUAGAUUUGGUAAGCCUCAGGCAGGUACCUUCAAGUUUGCCAAUAAGGUGUUGAAGAAGUGGAGAAGAGGUAUGUUGGACGAGCACUUGAAGAAGCUCAAUGUCAACGACCCUAACGCUCUGCAGGCUGAUAUCUUGAUCAACGACGAUGGUGAAGAAUUCAUCAACCAGGCCAAGUUGGACUCUGGUAACUACGAAUCCGACGAAGAGAAUGCUGAUUCCGAUGACGAAGAAGGUAAGACGAUUGGCAAGUUGGGUGAAUUGACUUUGGACGACAAGAUCCAUUUGCAGUUGCCUCCAGCAUCUACAGUUUACUUCGUGGGUGACACCCCAGAAUCUGAUAUCAGAUUCGCCAACUCCCACGAUGACUCGUGGUUCUCUAUUCUUGUCGAGACUGGUGUCUACCAGGCUGGCACUGAACCAAAGUAUAAGCCAAAGCACCAGUGUGACAAUGUCCUCGAGGCUGUUAAGUUCGCCAUCGAGAGAGAGCACGAAUUGGAGUUGAAGGAAUGGAACGAGACCGCCGACUUCGAUGAAGACAGCAAGGUUUCCUCCAAGAUCAACUUCAACGACUUUAUCAUGACGCCUAGCGAAAAGAAGGAGGCCGAAGAGAAGGAGCAGAAGAAGCUCCAAAAGGAAAAGACCAAGAACACAAAGACAGUGGAGGAGUCUGGCGCCAUCGAAGUGCCAGAGGGACUCAGUGCAGAACUCGACAAGUUCAAGGGAACCUGA